Acanthochromis polyacanthus (spiny chromis) is the source of this 1821-nucleotide messenger RNA. RefSeq names its product ribosomal RNA processing 36 (gene rrp36). The record is from RefSeq and is a predicted model, not a curated record. The transcript has 8 exons. Gene Ontology annotation, biological process: maturation of SSU-rRNA from tricistronic rRNA transcript (SSU-rRNA, 5.8S rRNA, LSU-rRNA). Bases 137 to 1117 code for a protein of 326 amino acids. Gene Ontology annotation, cellular component: 90S preribosome; nucleolus. Lineage: Eukaryota; Metazoa; Chordata; Actinopteri; Pomacentridae.
UACGCUCUUAUUUUGAAAGCGGAGCUGCUAUGACGCUGCAGUGACUGCUUCCGUCGCCAUGUUUACACGUGGGUAAUGGAGCCGAGCACAACAGGACUGUAAAGAGAACUUUAUAACCAGAAUCACGGAAACGAAGAUGAGAGGAAAAGAGAAGCAGCUGGCGAAGAAGAAAAAGAUGUCGAGCAGCAGCAACGAUGAAGACUCUGACGUGGAGAAGAACUUUGUCCUGCUCUCUGAGCGAGGAGGAGGAGGGACUGAGGAGGAAGAGCAGCAUCCUGGAGGAGAGGAGGGGUCUGGAGACGAAGAGGAGGACCAGGAUGGAGGUGAAGAGGAGGACGGAGAUGACAGCAGGGAUGAGGAAGACUCUGAGGAGGAGGAAGGAGAUGAAGAGGAGGAGGAGGAGGAAGACCCUGAGGAUGUUGGUGGCAGCAGUGAGAUCCAGACUAAAGAAGACAUCAGAAAAGAACUGUCCAACAUGUCCUUUGAAGACAUCAUGAAGCUGCAGAACAAGGUGGGAACCAAAGUUUACAACCAGGUCGCUUACGGCGGCGACAGGAGACGACAAACCAGCAAGAAGAAACGACUGAACAAGAACCGGCCCGUGGAGAUGUCGGCGAAGAAACCGGCUCCGUUGCUGCGUCAGGUUGUCGCUGUCAGGAAACCGACUCUGAGGGAUCCUCGAUUUGACGACCUGUCUGGAGAAUACAAACCCGAGAUCUUUGAGAAGACCUACAAGUUCAUUGAUGACAUCAGACACGGAGAGAAAGAGGUCAUCAAGAAGCGGCUGAAGAAGAUGAAGAAGAACAACAGCAGGAAGGAGAAGCUGCAGUUCCUUCUCAAGAGAAUGGAGAACCAGGAGCGAGCGAGGAAGAGCCGAGAGCAGCAGAGAGAGAGAGAGCUGCAGUUCAAGAGGGAGCAGAGAGAGCGAGCCAAUCAGGGAGCUCGGCCCUUCUUCCUCAAGAAAUCUGAGAAGAAGAAGCUUCAGCUGGCUGAGAAAUACCAGGAGCUGAAGAAGAGCGGAAAACUGGAGAACUUCCUGAGCAAGAAGAGGAAGAGGAACGCCGGGAAGGACCGCAGGAAGCUGCCCAGACAGCUGCAGAACAAGAAGACCGUCUGAGACGUCCACAGGAAGUCAACAGGAGAAGAACCUGCUGAGAGACAGACAGAAGAAAAGUCCUCAUCCUUCAGUCUGUCAGAAACCAAACCUGGAAUGAAAUGAGUUGGCCUGAUGAAGCUGGUUCCACCUCAUUUAUUCCACUGUCAGACUUCUUCUAGGAUCUUCUACUGAUGAGUCUCUUUGGUGCUUUCAAGGAUUCAAGGACAGUAUCGUGGUGUUUGAGCUUCACGGUCCAGGUGGAGGAUCUCACCGGCUUCAAGGUCAGACUGUUGUCCAGGAGUCCUUCCAGACUUCACCACAUCCUCUAGAAGAUGUUUUAUUUUAAUCAUUAAACCCAGAAGACAAACAAGAACCAAACGGUGAAUGUGUUUGAGCUGCCAGAUGUUGGAGAGUCCAUGAACAGUCUAAAGGUGUCCACUGUGGACGGCUGGAUGGUCUGAAGGCUUAGAUCAGAGUUGACUUGAGUGGGGAGGAAUAAUUGUUGUUGUUUCUUAUAGACGAGCUGUCAACUGCCUGGACAAAGAAAAUCAUCUAAAAGCUGAUGAAGUUCUUGUGUAAAACAUUUUCUGAGCUCGCUGAGGUCAGAGUUGGACAGAAGUUGUGUUGCAGGAACGCCGUCGUCUCCUUUAAAGAUGUGUAAACUGUUCACUUCUGCUAAAUGCUGUUUUCUUUAAUAAAAGUUUAUUUGUUCCCCAGAAGCUCCA